Messenger RNA from Postia placenta MAD-698-R-SB12, 1738 nucleotides. RefSeq lists its product as hypothetical. Bases 55 to 1542 code for a protein of 495 amino acids. The record is from RefSeq and is a predicted model, not a curated record. The transcript is spliced from 6 exons. Lineage: Eukaryota; Fungi; Basidiomycota; Agaricomycetes; Polyporales; Adustoporiaceae.
GUGAUCGGGUAUGUUUAAAGGUGUCGCGCUCUGCUGACCAGCACACCCCAGACGAUGUCCGAGUCGAUAUCACCCAGCGAAAUCGACGCCUUCGCGUCGAACCGACUUUCUUCACUCAGGGUACCUGUAACGCGUCGCGGGCCUCACCAGUCUCAGCAGCCACCCGCGUUGUUCACCAAGAGAUUUGUCAAGGGUGCAGUAGCUGCCUUAACGACUGUCAUUCUGUUUGUUCUCUGGUGUAUACUUCAGCCGCAAACAUCGGUGAGAAAACCUGUACGCGAUCCUCGACUGUAUGCGCCCAUCGUCCACCCUCGUCCGCCAUCUCUAUUUACGCAAUAUCACGAACACGAACUUCAAAUAUUUCAACACAAUCUGAAUGACAGCCAACAAAGACAGGCCAAGUACCUUCGAAUUCCUCGUCAAACGAGCCGGACAGGGUGGGGAAACGUGAUGCAAGAAAUUCUCCUUAAUCACUACCUUGCCUAUCGUUCUGGCAGGAGCUUUGUCUUUGAGAAUUACACCUGGCACGAAGACGGGUGGUUGGACUAUGCGCAUCUCAACCACGGCUCUGUGGCAACGCAGGUCCCCCUAUCCCUCUUCAUCCAAGGCCCGACGGUCGGAGCGCCUAUGGCAGACGGCGCCCUUGCUCCCUCCGCUGUGUUACAAGACUUCUGGGACAUGGCCUGCCCACAGCGAAUGAUCAUUGAUAGCGCAGAAAUCACAUCAGGUUAUGGCUCACAUGUCACGGCGAGCACCUUGAUUGAGACGUUCGCCAAAAAUCUCGAGUCCAUCAACGAUCCGAUGUACGCCAACAGCACACGGCUGUUGUCCGUAUGGCCUUCGUUCUCUCAGUCACCAAUUCUACAGGAAUUUGGCUGGUCUUCGCUGGUAGAGCUAGCCUUCGACACUAACCGCGAGCUCAUCGCCCCAUCUACCACCCUAGAUCCGUAUCUAACAGCCACGCCAUUCACCACACCUGCCAAACGUUACAAAAUCAUAUCUGGCUUGCUUGUCUUGCAUGUCCGGCGCGGGACGUUCGAAGACUGGUGUAGUCAUGUCGCCGACGUUGGAACGGGCUACAACGGCUACAAUAUGUUCCCUUCAAUGCCCGACAAACUGGACUUUGACCUUCCCGCCGAGACGCGUGUGCAGCGGGCGCAACGUUAUCGCCAGCACUGCUAUCCCGCAAUAUGGGAGAUAGUCCGCCGAGUCGAGGAGAUACGACAGACGCAUGCGGCCCAGGGGCUGCGCAACGUCUAUAUCAUGACCAACGCUCAGACGCCAUGGGUGCUCAACUUGAAGGCGGCUCUGCGGCGCACAGGGUAUUGGGAGAACGUUGCGAGCAGCAGGGAUCUCUUGCUCAACCGCGAGCAAAAAUACGUGAAGCAGCCGCUCGACAUGCUCAUCGGGCAGCGUGCGCAGGUGUUCAUCGGUAAUGGGGUGAGUAGUCUGUCUGUUUUUGUCUUCUCCAGUCUUUCCGGCCAGGUUGUCAUGUUACGCAUGGCCAACGGCCUGCCUGCCGAAACAUGUCGUCUAUGGUGAACGCGUUGCGUGGCCCGAACGAGCGGCCCAGAAACCUGUCCGCCCCAGCAUUUAGCAUUCCGCUGAUAACGCCCGUAUAUCAUACUUGACACAUUGUUUGUAAUCUAACACAUGUAUGGCCGCCCGAAGGCCCGAGAAUGGCCUUUAUGAGUAUCAUGCCGUUAGCGACAGCAUCAUCCUUUGGUGGGACAUUGGC